Molecule: messenger RNA, 890 nt
Organism: Scleropages formosus (Asian bonytongue)
Lineage: Eukaryota; Metazoa; Chordata; Actinopteri; Osteoglossiformes; Osteoglossidae
Gene: c1ql4b
Product: complement component 1, q subcomponent-like 4b
Exons: 2
Coding region: 145-864 (239 amino acids)
Molecular function (GO): protein binding
Source: RefSeq, a predicted model, not a curated record
ACAUACCGUUUCCUGACAUCUGCCCCCUCCUGGUUCAGCCUGGCCGGCACCAUUACAUCCAAAGGGGAGGAGGACUUCCUUGCGCUGGCCACCACUCGGCUCAGCCGCAGGAAGCGCGUCAUUGGAGCAGCUGUGGGCGUGGCUAUGGUGCUUCUGCUAUUGGUUGCCAUCCCACUAUUGGUCCACAGCACUAAGGGAGGCAACACUGGAGGUGGGGGAACCCAUUAUGAAAUGCUGGGCAGCUGCAGGAUGGUUUGUGACCCCUUUACCCCACCUCAAAGUGGCCAUGAACUGGCCGUUUCUCCACCACCUCCAGAUUUUACAGCACGAAGAGGCAAGUCAGGAUUCCGCGGUGCCCCUGGUCUCCCUGGUCCACCUGGUCCCCGAGGGCCACCUGGAGAGCCAGGCAAGCCUGGCCCCCCAGGACCCCCAGGCCCUGGUCCAGGUGGCUAUGUGCCCUCCUACAGUCCAAAGAUUGCUUUCUAUGCAGGUCUCCGUAAACAGCAUGAGGGCAGUGAGGUGCUCAAGUUUGAUGACGUGGUAACCAAUGUGGGCAACUACUAUGAGCCUAGUACUGGCAAGUUCACCUGCCCUCUGCCUGGCAUCUAUUACUUCACCUACCAUGUGCUCAUGAGAGGAGGGGAUGGAACCAGCAUGUGGGCAGAUCUGAAGAAGAAUGGACAGGUGAGGGCCAGUGCCAUUGCUCAGGAUGCUGACCAGAACUACGACUAUGCCUCCAACAGUGUGAUCCUGCACCUCGAUGUUGGUGAUGAGGUGUUUGUUCAGCUGGAUGGGGGUAAAGUCCAUGGGGGCAACACCAACAAAUACAGCACUUUCUCUGGGUUUCUCAUCUAUGCAGACUGAAGUGCCCCUUCCCCUGACCCCCACGC